Pieris macdunnoughi is the source of this 522-nucleotide messenger RNA. The record is from the annotation of a GenBank genome assembly. NCBI's taxonomy places the organism in Eukaryota, Metazoa, Arthropoda, Insecta, Lepidoptera, Pieridae.
AUGUUUCGUGAUCAUUUGUCCUUUCUAAAAGUCAAAGCCCUAUGUGGACGCAUUGAAGGAUUCAUACAAGGUUUGCCGGCGCCGUACCAUCUUGUUGCGCCAAAAUUAGCGCGCGCAGCAAGUACGGAGACUAGAUCGCCUGCGCGCGCGCCCUCUUUCUCUGUUUGCUGGUGUGCUAUUGCCCAGGCACCAGAAGUGGUGAACGCGGUAACAGGGAAACUGGAUAAUGAACUACCCUCACUUUUGUGUAAGCAAGCAAUGUUCGCGAGGUGGAUAUAUCUUACAAAGCAACUUCUGCCUUUACCUCAGGGGAACGGUGUUGGGAGACCAUUGGUUCAGGACCCGGAGAAGUUGCUCUACGCUGAGGCAAAGCAGCUAUCGACUAGCUAUCAGAUGGCGAAACAGUGUCUGGUAACGGCGUUUGAGAAAGCUCAACUGGGAACGUGGGUGAAGAAACCAAUAGAGCAGGAUCAAUUCUUAUGUGAGAUACACGAGGCCAGUCCUCAAGUACUGUUCGCCUAG